Molecule: messenger RNA, 828 nt
Organism: Nycticebus coucang (slow loris)
Lineage: Eukaryota; Metazoa; Chordata; Mammalia; Primates; Lorisidae
Gene: ITM2A
Product: integral membrane protein 2A
Exons: 6
Coding region: 1-708 (235 amino acids)
Biological process (GO): negative regulation of amyloid precursor protein biosynthetic process
Cellular component (GO): plasma membrane; Golgi apparatus; extracellular exosome
Molecular function (GO): amyloid-beta binding
Source: RefSeq, a predicted model, not a curated record
AUGGUGAAAAUCGCCUUCAAUCCCCCCAGCACGUUGCAAAAGGAGGAAGCACAGCAAGACGUGGAGGCUCUUGUGAGCGGCACCGUCCAAGCUCAGAUCCUGACUAGCAAAGAAUUCCCAGUUACCACUCAGGAAAAAGAUGGCUCCUUUGGGAGAUGCAUGCUUACUCUCUUAAGCCUUUCAUUCAUUUUGUCAGGAUUUAUACUUGGUGGAGCCUGCAUUUACAAAUACUUUCCGCCCAAGAGCACCAUCUAUCAUGGAGAGAUGUUCUUCUUUGAUUCUGAGGAUCCUACUAAUUUUUACUUCCUGCUUGUGAUGGAGGAGGCUGACAUUCAAGAAGAUGACAACAUUGCAAUCAUUGAUGUACCUGUCCCCAGUUUCUCUGAUAGUUACCCUGCCACAAUUAUUCAUGACUUUGAAAAGGGAAUGACUGUGUACCUGGACUUGCUGCUGAGAAACUGGGGACAGAGUGGUGAAUACCUGCCUAACACUACUGCGGUUAAGGAAGACCUUGUUUCUCUGGAGGAAAUUCAUGAUGUUAGUAACCUUGACAUUUUUAUUUACCAACUUUGCAACAACAGAAAGUCCUUCUGUCUUCAUUGCAGAAAUCUCUUGCUGGAUUUCAGUGAACAUGCUAUUGAUAAAUGCUGGAAGAUUAGACACUUUCCCAGUGAAUUUAUUGUUGAAACUAAGAUCUGUCAAGAGUGAGGGGUAACAGAUAAAGUGUGACCAUGGUAAUAAGAAGACAGAGAUUUAUGGAAUGUUUUUAAGAUUAAAGUUUAUUGGAUACUCCAGGUAUUUACUCAUGAAUUUACUGUAUUGCUUAUA